Musa acuminata subsp. malaccensis (wild Malaysian banana) is the source of this 4472-nucleotide messenger RNA. RefSeq names its product C2 and GRAM domain-containing protein At1g03370. NCBI's taxonomy places the organism in Eukaryota, Viridiplantae, Streptophyta, Magnoliopsida, Zingiberales, Musaceae. The record is from RefSeq and is a predicted model, not a curated record.
AUUAACUUAAUGGGAUUCGGAAGUCAACAGGGAGAACGCGGAGAGACGGGAGGGAGCAAAAGAAGAGGAGGAGACUUCUUCCCUUCCCCUCUCUCUCUCUCUCUUGUCUUCUUUAAUGCAUCCCAAUUGAGAAGCUAGGGUUCCCUGUGGCCGGACAAAAUUCGGGUGAAAGGCUAGGUUUUGAUUCCCAUAUCGAUCACAUCUCCCACCUCCUUUAGGAGACACAAACACUGUUCUUGUUCUUCCGCUGCUAUUCUCGUCUGAUUUGGUUUGGUUUAUGAUCCCCACCGGAGAAGUUCCUCUGGAUUUCCAUCUCGCUCGAUGCUGCUCUUUGUUAUAGAUUUUGAUAUCACUUUGGAUUAAUCCUUUAGGAGGCCUUUGUUGUGUUUUCUCGGAUCGGAUGGGGCAGUUAGAACAAAGGUCGUCAUAACGUUUGCUUUCUAUACUUUGAUCUACCUUUCCAUUUCAUGAUCCUCUUUGCUUUUCGUUGACUUCGUUACUUCAUUCAUUCCCAAGAUUCCAUCAAACUAUAAACUGUUCGUGAAAAUCGCAUCUUCGUAGUCCCACAUCCAGUUCUUCUAUAGCAUCUUUUCAGAACAAAUCAAGAUUUCCCAGAGUUGGUGUAUAUUGCAUUCGAUACUGUACAUUGUGAUACUUUCAACUCUUUCUCAGUGUGUCCGGUAGUACCUUAGUUUGGUGUAGCUGAAUAGUUGUUUGAAAUGAGGCUCUUGGUGCAUGUGAUUGAAGCCCGGAACCUCCUUGCAAUGGAUCUCAAUGGCCUGAGUGAUCCGUAUGUAAAGUUACAACUAGGAAAGCACCGAGCUAAAACAAAGGUGGUCAAGAAGAAUCUGAACCCUGUGUGGGAUGAAGAGUUUAGCUUUCGAGUUGGAGACCUCAAUGAGGAGCUCACAGUAUGUGUUUUGGAUGAAGACAAGUACUUCACUGAUGAUUUUCUGGGACAGGUGAAGGUUCCGCUAUCAAUAGUCUUGGAUGCAGAGAACUUGACCCUUGGAGCAACCUGGUAUCAGCUGCAGCCCAAGGGCAAGAAGUUGAAGAGCAAAGAUUGUGGAGAAAUUCGUCUAACCAUAUCUAUGAACCAGAAGAAUACUGAAGAAGCAUCUGCUGGCACACGAAUCAUUUCUGAUGAUCUUGCAUCAAAUUCGGAUAGAUCAGGCGAGUUAACAAAGGGAAGGCAUUCAUUAUCUUUAAAUGAUGAUACAGAAUCAGCUGCUGCACCAGUGCUUAAUGAAAUGGAUUCUCUUAAGGAAGAGAAACCAAAUGCAGGAACUUUUGUGGAUCGUCUGUUUCAGUUAUUUGGUGGGAAAAAUGUAGAGCCUACAUGUUCUUCCACUAGGGAUGUUGAUUAUUCAGAAAAAAUGCAAGAUGUACCAGCAGAUGAAGAUUGUGAAGAGCAAAUGGUUGAAGCAUGUGCCGAUCUCCCAUUUGAUGAAUUAUUGAAAACUAUGGAAUCAAAGGUUCAAAGUGAAAUGCCUGCAAAUUUGCCAGGAGGUGUACUUCUUGACCAAUCUUAUUCUGUUGCUCCAGGUGAUCUAAACUCCUUUCUCUUUUCGCCGAGUUCAAAUUUUUGGCAAUCACUGGCUGAGGUUCAAGGAACCACUGGUUUUCAAGCUGAACCUUGGAGACUUGAAAAUGGUGGGGAGAGCUUGAAAAGAGUUGUUACAUACACAAAAGCUGCAACUAAAUUAGUAAAGGCUGUGACAGCUACAGAGGAGCAGACUUAUUUAAAGGCUGAUGGGAAAAAUUUUGCUGUUUUAGCAAGUGUGAGCACACCUGAUGUUCCUUUCGGCAGCAGUUUCAGGACAGAGCUUCUCUUCUGCAUAAUGCCAGGGCCUGAAUUGUCUUCUGAAGAACAAUCGUCUCGUCUGGUAAUAUCCUGGCGCACGAAUUUCCUACAGAGCACUAUGAUGAAGGGAAUAAUUGAAAAUGGAGCAAGGCAAGGUUUGAAGGACAGCUAUAUACAGUUUGCUGAGUUGCUCUCCCAGAGUAUAAAACCGGUUGAUUUAAAAGAAACUGCAUCUAGCAAGGAGCAGAUCCUAGCUUCUAUGCAAGCUGAGCAGGAGUCAGACUGGAAAUUGGCAUGUCGAUUCUUUGGAAAUUUCACUGUCAUAUCUUCUGUCUUUGCGGUCUUAUAUGUUCUUGCCCACCUCUUGCUUGCAAAUCCUAGCACAAUUCAAGGGCUUGAGUUCCCUGGCUUAGAUCUCCCAGAUUCAAUUGGUGAGAUUGUCGUUUGUGGGGUUCUUGUUCUACAAGGAGAACGUGUUCUAAAUAGGGUCGGACGUUUCCUACAGGCAAGGAAGCAAAGAGGCAGUGAUCAUGGGAUCAAAGCACAAGGGGAUGGUUGGUUACUAACUGUUGCUUUGAUUGAGGGUAGUAAUUUAGCAGCUGUGGAUUCAACUGGAUAUUCUGAUCCUUAUGUUGUCUUUACAUGCAAUGGUAAAACAAAAACAAGCUCAAUUAAGUUCCAAACACUGGAUCCUCAGUGGAGCGAAAUCUUUGAAUUUGAUGCCAUGGAUGAUCCCCCAUCUAUGAUGAAUGUGGAUGUUUAUGAUUUUGAUGGACCUUUUGAUGAAGCUACAUCCCUUGGUCAUGCUGAAGUGAAUUUUCUAAAAUCUAAUUUAUCCGACCUAGCAGAUGUUUGGAUCCCUCUUCAGGGUAAGUUAGCUCAGGCAUGCCAGUCUAAGUUGCAUCUGAGGGUUUUCUUAAACAAUACACGAGGCAAUGAUGUUGUCACAGAGUAUAUAUCAAAAAUGGAGAAAGAGGUUGGGAAAAAGAUAAUAUUGAGGUCUCCACAGACAAAUUCUGCUUUCCAGAAGCUGUUUGGUCUGCCAGCUGAAGAAUUUCUGAUCAAUGAUUUUACUUGUCACUUGAAGCGCAAACUGCCUAUGCAGGGUCGCCUUUUUCUCUCUCCCAGAAUAAUAGGUUUCUAUGCAAACCUUUUUGGACACAAAACAAAGUUUUUCUUUCUCUGGGAAGAUAUUGAUGAUAUACAAGUAAUUCCUCCAUCAUUGGCAACGAUGGGGGGUCCAUCUCUUCUGAUUAUUCUCCGGAGAGGCAGAGGCAUGGAUGCAAAGCAUGGAGCUAAGGCUCUUGAUCCAGAUGGCAGACUUAGGUUUCAAUUCCAGUCAUUUGUGUCAUUUAGUGUAGCCAACAGGACAAUCAUGGCACUGUGGAAAGCAAGAGCCUUGAGCCCUGAACAAAAGGUGCAGAUAGCUGAAGAAGAAUCAGGAGCAAGAACUUUGCAGGGUGAAGAGAUUGGAUCUUUCUUAGUCUUAGAGGAUGCUAACAUGUCAGAAGUCUUCUCCUCUGCUGUUGAUGUUGAUAUCAACACACUGAUGGAGUUAUUUGAUGGAAGUUCAUUGGAACGAAGAGUAAUGGAAAAGGUUGGUUGUGUUGACUACUCCGUAACACCAUGGGAAGCAGUUAAAGGAGAUGUGUACCAAAGGCAAAUUUAUUUUAAAUUUGACAAGAAUUUAUCCCGUUAUGGGGGGGAAGUGACUAGCACCCAGCAAAAAGCUCCUUUACCCAAUAAAAAUGGAUGGCUUGUUGAAGAAGUGAUGGCCCUCCAAGGUGUGCUGCUUGGGGACUAUUUCAAUCUUCACUUGAGAUACCAAAUAGAUGAUCUGUCCCCCAAGUUGAAGGCAUGCGAUGUGCACGUAUCACUGGGGAUUGCAUGGCUGAAGAGCACCAAACAUCAGAAGAGGAUAACGAAGAGCGUUAUAUCGAAUUCGUCACUUCGACUAAAGGAGAUGUUCAGUAAACUUGAGGAUGAACUCACACAACUAAAAUAAACCACAACGGUAUGCUAGUACUCAUAAUGUACAUUCCCCAGGCUUGCUUAACAUGAAACAUAGUAUAGCUCUUCAGUUGCACUGAUCUGUUGCAUGUAAGGAAGGUCGGUCAGAGAUGCACAUAGCAUGCGAGAAAUGGUAAAAUGCAUUGAGAUUAGCAUCGAGCCUUCCUUACUCGAUUGCAGAAAGGCAUUGAGGUCAUGAUUGGUAAUCAUCUGUAGUUAACUAGCCUCUACAUUCACUAACUUGAGAGAACUCGAUCAUAGAGGAAAUGUGGUAUGCCAUAAAUUUAGUCAGUGGUGGAGUCGACACUAAAGAAUCAGUUCAUUGGCAUUGUUUGGACUUUGUACUAUAAUUUUUAGGUUUUCUUUCAGUUGACAAAUAGAGAGGUCUGUAACAUGGGAUACCUAUUACAAGUUGGCAUCCAUGGCAACUAGAUCGGCGAAAUUGCAGUGGAAUCCAAAUCUAAAGUUCUUCCGAAGCUGUUAGUAUUCUGUGAAGUAUAUAGAGAACUACCUUCACUGUUAAAAAACUAUAUUGUUCAGUUACAUAUUUGAGAAUUCUAAUUGUUUGUUAUCAACAUCACAAGAAAUUGAUUCUUGGAAGGACUUCUGUACAUCUUUCAAUAUGUUCUCAAUAAAACAGCCUGCAAUAUUUUAGACA